AGUGUGAGGCGGAGAGUGCAGAGCUUUGCUGUUUGCUGUUGAAUUGCUUUAACUGCACUUCUGUUUCGGGUGUUGUGCGUCUAUUCAAAUGAAGCUCCUCCUCCUCCAGUGAAGCUCCUCCUCCUCCAGUUCAGCUGUAAACACUGUGAUAUUCCCAUCAGGCUCCAGUGAAGAGUUUAUUGAAGGACAGCGAGAACAUGAGUGAUCCAGAACCCUGCAGAAUUAAACAUGAAGACACUGAACAACAAAUAGACCUUAUUGAAGAGUGUGAGGAGAAUAAAGAAGAGGAACACCAUGUCAAAAUUGAGGACAAAACUCAUUUACAGACUGAUGGUAUUUUCAAAAGGAGAGACAAGAGUGAUUUUACCUGCACCCAGUGUGGAAAGUGUUGGGCCAGCAGAAGCAGGCUUGAGAUUCACAUGAGGAUCCACACUGGAGAGAAACCAUUCACCUGCACUCAGUGUGGGAAGAGUUUCAAACAAUCAUCACACGUUACUCGACACAUGAUGAUCCACACUGGAAAGAACUCAUUCACGUGCACUCAAUGUGGGAAGAGUUUCAGCCAAUUAUCCAACCUUAAAAAUCACAUGAGGAUCCACACUGGAGAGAAACCAUACACAUGCACUCCAUGUGGGAAGAGUUUCAGCCACUCAUCAACCCUUAAUCAACACAUGAAGAUCCACACUGGAGAGAAACCAUUCACAUGCACUCAAUGUAGGAAGAGUUUCAGCAAAUCAUCACUACUUUAUACACACAUGCGGGUCCACACUGGAGAGAAACCAUUCACAUGCACUCAGUGUGGGAAGAGUUUCAGCCAAUCAUCACACCUUAUUAAACACAUGAGGAUCCACACUGGAGAGAAACCAUUCACAUGCACUCGGUGUGGGAGGAGUUUCAGCAAAUCAUCAAACCUUAAUCGACACAUGAAGAUCCACUCUGAUGUGAGAAAGUGCUUGGAGUGUGAGAAGACUUUUAUUACAACUGGAGAAUUAAAACGGCACCAGAGGAUUCAUGCUGGAAAAAAAAAAGUACAAGUGUUCACACUGUAAUAAGAGGUUUAGUCACUCAGGAACCCUUAAAACACAUGAGAAACCAUAGACAUGAUCAGAGUCUACAGAGUUUCGCUCACUCUGCACAGCUUAAGAAACACAUAGGCUGUAUCUGAAACCGCCUACUAGUCAGUAGGUACCGCGUUUGAAUUUAAAUCUACUACUCAGUCUUUUAAAAACUAUGUUCUAUACAGUUUGAAUGUAAGCAGUAUGAAUGGAACUCGGACGUACUACAUUUGCAAAAAAGUUGCGUCACUUUACUCCCAUUCAUGAAUUCUGUCAAUGGGGCUUCAUGGAAUAGCAUAAGGUAAAUCCGUUGCUCACUUCUGAAUUUUGUCGGAAGAAGUUGGUCUUCUGGGUACUUCUCUUCAGAGGAGAGGUGUUAGAUUCUGGCUCUGGAUAUUCUGAACAGCUCUCUCAUUGAUCAGUUUCAUCAGGUCUAUUGUUAGUCUUGAGGGAAUGCCAGGGGGCGUUCUUGAGGGAGGGGGUACUGUCACCGUACCUCACGCCUUUGCUCUCACCUCCUGUUCUGGGUUACAGAUUACCUCUUGUCAUCUGCUUUUAUUUGCAGUCACAGGAGCUCUCAUUUCCCUUUUUCAUAUUUAUACCACAUCAUUUCUCUUUAUGUUUGUCAGUAUGGUAUUGAUCGUUUGUGUGCCUAUUAUUUUGUCACUCACCCUGUAUUUGCAUCAAGCACUGCCAGUAAGCGAGUGUCUAUUUUAUUUAGUUUUUUCAGUUCCCCUUUUUUUUUUUUUUUACUCGUGACACUAGUAUUUUCUUUCUCAUUUGUGUUUAAAUGUCUUUAGAUUUUGGCAUGAUGUCUAGCUUUUGAGGCUCGUUUGGUCUACUUCACUUUGUCAGACAGGUCCUAUUUAGGUGAUUUCUUGAUUGUGAACAGGUGUGGCAGUAAUCAGGUCUGGGUGUGGCUAGAGAACUAUGUUUUUAUGUUAUGUUUUAAUGGGGGAACAUUUUUUACACAGGGCUAUGUAAUUCAGUGUUUUGUCUUCCUUUUAACAAUAAAAACCUUCAUUUGAAAACUGCA
This is a messenger RNA of Danio rerio (zebrafish), 2091 nucleotides long. The record is from RefSeq. NCBI's taxonomy places the organism in Eukaryota, Metazoa, Chordata, Actinopteri, Cypriniformes, Danionidae.